AUGGUCGACGUAUCCCUGGCUACCACAGAAGAACCAAAACGAAAGUUAUUAUCAGGCGGUAUCUCAUCAAGGGCCUCGGCGAGAUCUUACAUCUUUGGUCUAGCGAGGCACUUACCUGCAAUGGAGACCCACCAUCCUAAUGAACGUCCGAUGACAACCAAAGUCAGCAAUUUCAUGAAAAGCAAGGCAUGCCUCUCAGUCUCGUACGGAGGAGCUAACAAUAUCCCAGGCAAAUCAGAUAUCGACCUCUCUCAACGCAUCCGUGAUAACCAGCGGCGUUCGCGUGCACGCCGCAAAGAAUAUAUCCAAAACCUCGAGCAACGCCUACACAGGUUCGAGGUCCUCGGGGUCCAGGCGACACAAGAAGUUCAAGCCGCGGGACGAAAGGUGGUAGUGGAAAAUACUCACCUCCGGUCGCUGCUCAAACUGCACGGUGUUACUGACUAG
Aspergillus alliaceus is the source of this 447-nucleotide messenger RNA. Its product is annotated as bZIP transcription factor. The coding region runs from base 1 to 447 and encodes 148 amino acids. The transcript has a single exon. The record is from RefSeq and is a predicted model, not a curated record. Lineage: Eukaryota; Fungi; Ascomycota; Eurotiomycetes; Eurotiales; Aspergillaceae.